Helianthus annuus (common sunflower) is the source of this 593-nucleotide messenger RNA. RefSeq lists its product as uncharacterized. The transcript has a single exon. Gene Ontology annotation, cellular component: photosystem II; membrane. Lineage: Eukaryota; Viridiplantae; Streptophyta; Magnoliopsida; Asterales; Asteraceae. The record is from RefSeq and is a predicted model, not a curated record. The coding region runs from base 3 to 467 and encodes 154 amino acids. Gene Ontology annotation, biological process: photosynthesis.
AAAUGGAGAUCAGAAAUACACACCUCUCAUCUCAACCCUCCUUUAACUUAACCAUUUUCUUCUUUUCUCAUCCAUCACAAAGCAAGCAAGCAUCAUCCAUGGCUUCCACUUGUGCUCUCUCCAUGGCUAUGCCGUUGACCCACAAGAAGGCCACUCUCCCACCUACAACCUCCUUCUUCAACCCAUUGACCCUUAACCUUAAUUCCAAGACUACCACCCCAGCAGCAGCAUCCAAACAACGCUUGGUGGUGGUGAAGAGCUCAAUGAAGGAGAACGCCGUGACGGCGUUGACGGCCGCAGUUCUAACGGCGUCCAUGGUGGUUCCGGAGGUAGCACAGGCGGCGUCCGGUGUGACUCCGUCACUGAACAACUUCUUGCUGAGCAUCGGAGCGGGUGGGAUUGUUCUUGGUGGGAUUUUGGGAGCAAUCAUUGGUGUUUCUAAUUUUGAUCCUGUUAAGCGUGGUUGAUUCAUUCAAGUAAUCCCUCCUUUUUUUCUUUCUUCUUGUUAUUUAUCUUCUCUGUGUAAUCUCUUUCUUUAUAUAAAAACCUACCUUCAUCCCUUAUUAUUAUAAUCUACUCAUUUAUUUUUGUUU